Molecule: messenger RNA, 3270 nt
Organism: Mesorhabditis belari
Lineage: Eukaryota; Metazoa; Nematoda; Chromadorea; Rhabditida; Rhabditidae
Source: the annotation of a GenBank genome assembly
AUGGGAUUGCUUGUAAUGCUUCAUUUAUUCGGCCUACUUGGGCACAUUUUUGUGGAAGGACUUGAUUUUCGAAAUGUGAAUUCCCGAGCCAGCUCUCCGAGUUAUGUAAAUCCUUAUGGAGAACUUCGGCAAUUCCUCUCGUCAACUCAGGCUCCUCUACCGUAUCCUUUUUCAAAUAUGCAUUUCAAUUUCACCGAUCAACAGUUAUUGAUGCUAGGUUUGGCAACCGAACAGCCCCAAGAAGCCAAUCAGGAAUCAGUUAAUUAUGGCUUAACUUUGGGCGAAUCAAUUGGACAGAGUCUCGCCUCAGCGCAUGGAACAUCAAUAAACCAGCAUCAAUUUGGAGUGCGACCAUCAGCUGAACACAAUCCGCCACAAGAACAAAAAUGGGCAGCCGCCCCACUCGAAUCCACGGAAAACACAACUCCUUUUAUCUGGACAACGACAAAAAAGGCACCGAAACUUUCGAAAUUUGCUACAAAGCAAGAGAAGAAUGGAAGCGGACAGGCAAGAGUCAAAACGGCGGCUCAUGUAUCAGUGCCUUCACAUCGUUUACUCAAUGAUCUCUUGGUAAUCCCAUCACCUAGAAGACUCUACAUUCUCGCCAUUUUGCCUAUUCAUCAAAGUGCUGAUUCUAGAGGGCUUGAUUGCGGAAAAGUUGAUGUUGAUGGAUUUGUGCGAUUGGCUGCGUUCUUGGACGCUUUAAAUCAAGUAAAUAGUGGAAGAUCAAUGCGAGAAGCUGGUUUAUCCCUGGGAGCUGUAGUCAUCGAUUCUUGUCGCUCAGAUUUGAGAACAGUAGCCGAUUUGUUUGAGUUGUUAAGCGGGACGAAUAUUCAUCGACAAGAUCUGGUGGCUCUUGUGCGGGAUGAUGGGUCUCAUAUGCCGAAUGUUGACGACUUUGCGAAACAUCUCAAGUUGCCAACCAUCAAUACAUUCUUUUCAAGAAGAGAACAACCUUUAUCAACGGGGACUUUGCCUCCAGUGACCACCCCAUUAGAGGCUCUUACUUCCCUUCUUGCAUACACUCACUCAUCGUGUGCUACUGUUGUAUAUGAUGAUCUUUUCGCUGAUGCUGUGACUGUGUUAUCAGAAAUGAGUAUUUCGAGAGGUCUUUGCAUUGAACAAAAAAUGUUGCUGAAUACAGCUGGAUCAGCGGUUGGAUCAGUUGGAUCAGCGGAUGCUGUUGUGAGAAAAAUGUUGCUCACUGAGGCUCGAGUUGCAAUUGUUCUGCUUGGAGAAGGGAAUUGGCUUCAGUUGAUGAAAGCUUUCCGAAAUGAAAUGGUGAUCGCUGGACGGUUCAUCAUUUUCUCGAUUCAAGAUCCCAGAUGGCAAUCAGCUAAAGAAUGGGCAACCGCUUGGCCACAUUUUGAUCAACUCUUGGUCUCGGUGACACCACGAAAACCGGCACAGGCCAUGUAUUUGCAUCAACUUGCGCAACUUUUUCCAACUUUUCCAUUCCCUCAACAUUGGUUGCGACAGUUUUGGUCAACCGCUUUCAAGUGCCACAUUGAAGGAGAAACCGUUCCAGGAGAACAGUUUUCCAAGGAAUGCUCGCAUAAACAACAGCUCAAUAUCACAAAAAUCUCACCCGACAUUGACGUUUCGCCGAUUCAGAUUGCCGUUCAUUCAGUGGCAUAUGCCUUGCGAAAAGUUGUCGACACUGUUUGUCCUGGUGCUCUCCUUUCCACGUUGAAUGAUUGUUUAAACGACCCAUCUGAUGCUAUCUUUUCUUCGAUUCUUGGCCUCGACUUUGUGCACAAUCUUGUUGAAGGAGGAGUGAGAUACAAUGUCUCAACUAGACACCGCGAUCAGCCGCUCAUUCUGAAUCGAGUGCUUUUCACAUCACAGCUCGAGCUUGAGCCGAUUGCCACUUGGGAUUCACUGAAUGGAUUACAGUAUACAUCACCGGUUGAGUUGGUGAUGGAAGAAAGAGAUGGAACACGAGUACCUCUUCGGAGUAUUUGUCCGAAAUCUGCUUGCUCAACGGAAAGACGACUUCGUGUGCUUUCUGGUUCAAUUCCUUUAGUGAGACAAUCUCUGGAAUCAGUUCCACUUGUCGUGUUAGCAGUGGUUGCUGUUGUGACAUUCAUUGUUGUCUUGAUGUGCAUCUAUUUGAAAGCAAUUUCCUCCCAUAGUGAUAUUUUUACAUCGUGCACAAUUUUCUCCUUUAGCGGUCUUUGCAUGCUUUCCCUCGUUUCAAUUUUCUUUUUAAUGCAACCAAAUGUUUUAUCAUGUGCUGUUCGAAGAAUCGCUUUCUCUGUCUCUUUAGCUGCUACCAUUGCCCCUCUUUCAGUCAAGUCAAUAUUCGUCUGGCUUUCUGGGCUUUCACCAACCGGUAAUGCUGUCUCUCGUUCUCCAUCACAAAUGUUUCUCGUUUCAUUUGGACUUGUUCUAAUUCAAACAGUGAUUGCCGUUGAAUGGGCAUGGUUUGAGUCUCCAAUUGCUCUAUCUUUUGCUACUACCGCUAAAGGCACUGCUUGGAGGUGUGCGCCUGGAGAAGAGUUCGAGACAAGGAUGACUACAUCUUGUGCUCUUCCGGGCUUAAUGUUACUUCUUGGAUUGUUCUUCUCUCUUGUUUCUAUCAAACAUUCACACAGUCGACAAAAUGUUCUUUUAUGUGUGCUUUCAUUGUUUUUUGCGGUCAGUCUUUAUCUCAUUUUGCCCCUUGUCAACUUUCAACUCAGGGAUCAAGUUACAACAGCUGGAAUUCUUUUAUAUAUUUACCUCUUUUUGAUUAUCUCCUUCUGUCGUGGGGCUUUUUCGAAAGAGGACGAUGCAUCACAGACCGGAACACUGGUUGGGAAAAAAUCGUUUGAUUCUUUCAAUGAGCACAAUAACACAACUUAUUGGAUCUCUCGUGAUGCAUUAAUGUCCCCAACGGGAAUGACAUCUCUUCAACGAAUGCCGCCCGCAAUUCAAACCAACGAUUCUCUUCAUCGUCCACAUCAUCUAACUCAUGAUGGGGUUACCUCGACUCUACCAAGACCGAUGUCUGCUGUCAAUGGGAAUUAUACGGCUACUCUGAUGCGCCCGAAUGGAGUCAUUGGUACCAUUGAACCGACACAAAUGAGGAGAAAUUCAAUGUCAAUGGGAAUGCAAACCGUGGGAAUGGGCCCGAUGAUCCAUCCGCUACCACAACAGAGAAUGUCGCAACUUUAUGGUGUUCAUGGAUAUGAGUCAGAACCCCGAUCGGAACGAAAUGAGAUGGCAACAAUGCAACGUGCACACAAGAGUCAAUUUCAAGAAUAUGUCGAGGAAUCAGGACAACUA